Cotesia glomerata is the source of this 2669-nucleotide messenger RNA. RefSeq lists its product as uncharacterized. Gene Ontology annotation, cellular component: plasma membrane. The transcript has 6 exons. The record is from RefSeq and is a predicted model, not a curated record. The coding region runs from base 405 to 2669 and encodes 754 amino acids. Gene Ontology annotation, biological process: negative regulation of Wnt signaling pathway. NCBI's taxonomy places the organism in Eukaryota, Metazoa, Arthropoda, Insecta, Hymenoptera, Braconidae. Gene Ontology annotation, molecular function: Wnt-protein binding.
ACCUACUCCACAGUUAAGUAUAAGUAAUGUAUCAUCUAUCCAUGUAUAGAUGAUACAUCCUAGUAGUUGAAAAGCCAUACCACUAGUGGCCAACAGACUGAUUAUGGUACUGUAUGUACACAAUGUAUAUCUCUUCUAUACUACUUCUUCAUCUUCUUCUUCUUCUUACUCUUUAUUCUUCUCUGCAGAAGUAGGGACAAACUUAUAAAACUUUGGGGUAAAUUUUUUCGAGUCAACAGUUGAUUCAAAACCCGCAUCGUGUUAUAACAUUAUAUUUUAACGUGUUUAGUGAUAAUGUUAUGUUAAUAGUUAAUGUGAUUGUUUCAAAAAUAUAAAUAAACAAAAAAAUGAAAAAAAAAAUAAUUUAGAUAAAUUAAUUAAUUUAUUUAUUGAGAUUUACAAUAAUGAAACAAACUUGGAUUAUUUUUUUAAGUUUUUUUAUUGAAAUCAGUAAAGGCUAUAGAGUUUGGAGCAGUGAUACUGCCUGGAUGGAUCAGAGUGGUAAACAAUGUGAAUCGGCUGUAAAACAAGUUAUCAAUGAAGAUCGAGCAAAAAUAGUUGAUGAUAGUCCAGGAAGACUACAUGCCACUUGGUUAUCGCAAGAGUGUCAAGUACGAACUGGACCAGAAUAUAUUAUUAGAAAAUAUAGAUUUUAUGAAAAUGGAACAUUUACUCUAAUACGACAUCAUUAUGCUGAAGAAUCAUGUAGUAUUGCUACACAUACUGUGGUCGCUACGGGAGUUAUACGACUUUUGUCAUCAUCAGGAUUAGCUCCUGGUGCAACAGAAACUAAAUAUCGGCUGGAUCAUGUUUAUAUAAUUCCAUUAACACCUCAGGUGGCUCACAAGUUCGAACAUCGAGUUAAUAUUAGUUGUACACCCCAAUCUCGUUGGCGAGCAUUUGGGCCCCAAGUUAUUUAUGAAUCACAGUCAUCACAAAGAUAUUUAAAUUUAAAUUUUGAAAUACCAACUCAUUAUCCAAUUAAACGUACUCAAAAAAGUUUACAUCAUCGGAGUAGUUAUAGCAAUAUUAAUAGUUUAAAUUGUCUUGAGUCGUUAGGUAUUGAUUACAAUGAAUUAAAAUUAAUAAGGGUAGAAAAAAAAACAGCUACUUCAACAGCAUUUGCAUUAGGAUUAAAUGGUUAUCCAAGAGUUGAACUUUUAUUGGGUAGUUUACCACCCAAUAGUUACUCCAAAAAAUCUCAUCGUUCUUCUUCAUUGCAACCUACUGCUCUUAUACGCAGUGAUACGACUCGCGGAUGCUUAAUUUGUGGAGCAAUAUUACGGUCAACAAAAAACAAUCCACCACUUUUACAUCAAGUAGCAGCACUACCAGCUUUAUUAGGUGGUUCAUGGAUUUCUUCAAGUUGUGAAAGUUGUGAGGGUGGUUUAUGGAUAAAACGUCAACUACAAUUUUACUCUGGAGAUUUUUUAUGGACAGGCCGUUGGGAUUAUUAUUCAGAUCCAAAGUGUAAUUACUUUUUGUAUACUGUAACAGCAGCUGGAAGUUAUAUCCAACGUCCUGAAAAAUUGAAACACAAUCAAUUUUCAUCUACAGAUGAUGAUGAUAAUAAUAAAGAUUCUUCUUUAAUAAAACAAGCUCACAGUAGCAGUAAUUUAACUAAACGUAGAUCUAAACGUAGAUCUAAACAAGUUCAGGAUAAAGAUUAUUCAAAAUAUGAUAAAUGGCACGUAGAUUGGAUAACAUCUGAUUCUGCAAAAUUACUUGACAUUUUACGAUCUAAUUCUCUGCGUAUGCCAUUGCCGUCAAAUUUAUUUAAAAAUAAUCCACCAAUUCGAUCAAAUAGUCAUUUAAAUAUUAUUAAUAAAUUAAAAAUAUCUGAUAUUGAUACUACUACUACUACUACUAGUAGAACAAUAACUUCUAGUAGUGAUAAAAAAAAUUUUCAAGUAAAUUAUAUCGGUACUCAAAGUGCUACUGAUGAUUCUUAUCGUCAUUUAUUUGAAAAUUCUCAACCAUCGAUGGCUGAAUCUUUUACAAUGAUGUUAAAAGGUAACCAAAAUGAUGAAUCAUCAGUAUCAAAAGUAAAUUCUGAUGAAAGAGAAACUAUUUUAAAUAAAAAAAAAUCAUCUGUUUUAUCCUCUAAAAUACUAACAGGCACAACUGAAUUAGAUUUACAUGUCGCUGAAAGUUUAUUAAUACCAAGGGAUUUAACAAUUGCUAAUAAUUGUGGUGGAAAUAUUGAUGAUAAUGGUUACGGAGGAUUUAUAAUUCGGCCUCUCAAUUAUUGGCCAAGAAAUUGCGUUAAACAUGCAAUAGAAACACCUUCAACAUUAGGAUUAAGAGCUAAAAUAGGGGUUAAUUGGAGUGGCCAAUACACUUUAUUAUUGGGACCACGUGAUGAUAAUCUUUGGGAACCUCCUUUAAGACAAUGUGGAUCUACUCCGUCUUAUAAUUAUGUAUUACGUGCACAUUUAAGAUUAAGUCUUGGAUACAAAUACGGACUAUUUAUUUCUUCUUCUUCUUCUUCUUCUUCUACUUCAUUAAAUACCUUUGCCCUUAAUAAAUAUUAUACCGUUAUGUUUUUUACAUUUAUAUUAUUAUUAUAUUCAUUAAAAAACUAUCAUCAUUUUUUUAUUUUUGAUUCUAUUUUAUCUCCUUUAAUAUUAGGAUUUCCAGAAUAUUUUCCUGCAUUGAAUCGAUUUUGA